Messenger RNA from Arachis duranensis, 1056 nucleotides. RefSeq lists its product as uncharacterized. The record is from RefSeq and is a predicted model, not a curated record. The coding region runs from base 449 to 967 and encodes 172 amino acids. The transcript has 4 exons. Lineage: Eukaryota; Viridiplantae; Streptophyta; Magnoliopsida; Fabales; Fabaceae.
UUGUUGUUAGUUUGCCGUAGUUUAAAAUGUUAAUUGUUCUUGUUAUUUUGAUUUUAAGUUCUAAUUGAUCUUAUUAACUUGUUAAUUUGAUAAAUUAUUGUUUUGGUGUUGUUCUCUACCUUUUGAUUGUUAUAUUGUGUUUUGAUGUGGUUGAUUUAAUAAAUUGUUCAUUGAGUGGAAAAUGAAAACUUGCCAUGGUAAAAUUGCUCCUGCCAUUGUCAAAACUGCUCCUAUUGGUUUAGUAUGGCUCAAUCUAUUCUUCCAAAGAGAUUCUACCACCAUGCUUGGACCUUCUCUCUGAGGUUGGUCCUGUGAUGAUUAAGGAUGUAAAUCUUGUGACCCACUUUAGGAAUUAACUUUUUAGUUUCUUUUUUAAAUUGGGUAUCGAAAUUUUGUUUGUUGAGGCUUCAAGUUCUUUCACUGUGCUGUGCUGGAUCUAAGGCUAUAAAUGAUCCAAAAGGGCAUGAGAGUCAUGGAGUUCAUCUCUGUCACAAAUGUGGAUGGCCUUUCCCGAAUCCACAUCCAAGUGCCAAGCACAGGCGUGCUCACAAGAAGAUCUGUGGAACCAUUGAAGGUUACAAGCUAUGUUCCUCCGAGGAACAAUCUCGCUCAAACGGCUCAGAUGAUGGACAUGGUUCUGAUGAUGAUAAAAAAUCCCCAGGUUAUGUCAGGUCCAGAGGUCUUGAAUAUAGGCAACAAGGAGAAGGAUGAUAGUGGAAUUGGAGAUAAAAUAAAUAGAUCAGAAGAUGAGGUGUUUUCAGAUGCAGUUGCAGACUUUUCAGAUAGUCAAGGAGUUAAGGAAUCUCUGCAGGAAGGUAGUUUGGACUCAAGUACCAGUGUGGAAUGGGACGGCAAAGAUGAUCCAAAAUUUUCAGGGUCUUCCAAGGACAGUGAUUUUAAUGUUGAAGAGUGCAAUGGAAGAAAGCAGAAGUUUGCAAUACUAGCCAUGGAUUUGCAACAAGAGUAGAAAAAUUGCUGAUGUAUCAGAGAGUGAAAGGAAUUGUAGGUCAAAUAUCUUGUUCGUUUUUGAAGGUAUCAGAGAGUGAAAGGAAUUGA